AUGUCAGUUUGGAAUCAUCUUGUGUGCGGUAGUCGAAUGAUUCACAAGAAGUGUCGUGUCACGGACGUCCCUUAUUUGCGGAGCAACGUUUACCGUUGCAAAGUGCCAGAUGAGAAGUUGGGAUGGAGUGUACCAUUCCCGGAAUACAACCCGCCAGACUACACUGACCCAAAGGUGGUAGGCAGAAGUUGGUCUGAUCCUGAGAUACAAGCAGGCAACUUCAGGUGGAAUGCGGUUGACGGAAAAGUCAAUAGGAAGUCAUACAUGGGUGAUUACUCUUUUGAUUCAACGUCAAGGCCAAUCAACCCAAUCGGUCGGACAGGACUUCGCGGGCGAGGCGUACUUGGAAGGUACAUUUUAUUUUUUUCUGAUGGUGGCGCUAGUCCAUUUUAA
This is a messenger RNA of Cooperia oncophora, 393 nucleotides long. NCBI's taxonomy places the organism in Eukaryota, Metazoa, Nematoda, Chromadorea, Rhabditida, Trichostrongylidae. The record is from the annotation of a GenBank genome assembly.